Molecule: messenger RNA, 2871 nt
Organism: Xyrauchen texanus (razorback sucker)
Lineage: Eukaryota; Metazoa; Chordata; Actinopteri; Cypriniformes; Catostomidae
Product: long-chain-fatty-acid--CoA ligase 1-like
Exons: 4
Coding region: 2470-2871 (133 amino acids)
Source: RefSeq, a predicted model, not a curated record
CCUGGGAUGGCAUGAGUGCGAGUAAAUGCUCAUUAUUGGGUGAACUAUCCCUUUAAAAGGAUUACCGGUAGUGUAUAUGUGGCCAAGCCAAGGCGCGGACUGGCCAUUGGGACGUUCGGGAAUUUUCCCCGUGAAACAGGCCGGUUUCUAUGUAAAAUCCCGGGCCGAUUACUCUUCCCAGUCCGCUCCUUGUCUAGCUCAAGUGUAUAAUUCUUAUUCUGGUAACAAAAAUAAACAGAACACAAAGUUAAAAACACAUGAUAACUGAUUAUAGGGAUUUUAAAAUACUGUAAACUGUUUUUCAAAGCUGUGAUCGGAUACUGUGCUGUGCUGCUGAGGUGGAUGACUAAUGCAAAUUCCUAUGGAGAAAUUGCCCUCUAGUGGACACCUGAGAUUUUGAGGGGAUAUUUUGAAUAAUAUGUACAAUGACCAUCAGCCAUAACAGAGUGACUACCAUGCAAAUAGAUGCACAUGAGCGUGUUGUCUAGACUCAGUGUUGCAGGUCAGUGGUAUCGUGACAAGAGCCAUAUUAAAAUGCCACUCCUUUCUUGAGAUUUUGUUUUGGUUUUUAACACAGAUAAGGCUAUGGAAAUAAUUUCCUACUUACCUACAAUUAAACCUAUUCAAAGGUGUACAGUCAGCCAUGAUUAAUUCAAUCCAUAAGUGAAAGUGGCCAAUAACAGGGCAGUUACAGUAGUAGUAUUCAGUACCAUGUGAUCAAAACAUGGCCCCGCCCCCCCAUGUGAGGACCCUCUCCAUGUAGAAUGAAACAGCUUUUAUAAGGUUACUGAUAAGACUGGAGUCCCAAUCUCAUGUGAAUGCUCAUAAUUUUAUAUAAAUAUGUUUCAAAAUUACUUACAACUUUUUUAAUGAGGACAAAAAUACUGAACGCACCUUUAAGGAACUUAAAUUUCCAAAAAUUAAAAUUCACCCUCAUGCCAUCACAAAUGCGUGAUCUUAUUUCUUCAGCAGAAAACUUUUAGAAGAAUAUCUCAGCUCUGUAUGUCCAAACAAUGCAAGCUGACAGGGUCCAACAUUUUGAAGCUCCAAAAAGCACAUAAAUGUAGCAUAAAAGUAAUCCAAAUGACUCCUGUGGUUUAAUCCAUGUCUUCGGAAGCGAUCUGAUUAGUUUUGGUAGCUUUUGCCAUUGCAGUCUCUGGGCACGAUCAUGAUUUCAAGCUCGAUUACACUCCCUUGUGCUUGAUGCAUGCGCAGAGCGCUAGAUGGGGCUAUAGGAAGUGUAAUCAAGCUUGAAAUCAUGAUAGCCAAGGAGACUGUGGAUGUCAAGAUGUAUAGUGAAAAUUGGUCUGUUCUCACCCAAACCGUUUUGAUCACUUCAGAAGACAUUGAUUAAACACUGGAGAUGUAUGGGGUACUUUUAUGCUACAUUUAUGUGCUUUUUGGAGCUUCAAAGUUCUCGCCACCAUUCACUGGCAUUGUAUGGACCUACAGAGCUGAGAUAUUCUCCUAAAAAUCUUAGUUUGUGUUCAGCAGCAGAAAGAAAGUGAUGGGCGUGAAAAUUAUGAGAGAAUUUUAAAUUUUUGGGUGAACUAUUCCUAUAAUUUUAGGCGACUAUUUGCCCUAGCUGCACACAGGGAUCUACUAGUUUAUUGUGUUUUAAGAUAAAUUAGUGUCCUGUAACUCUUCCGGUGACUUCUGAUUUUUCACAGUUUGAUUAUCUGUCUAUAAUAUACAUUUAAUAUAUAUUUUUAAAUGUGUUUAAUUUUUUUGUUAAGACUGGCAACCCCUGUUCAGGGCUGUUUUCAUCCUGUAGUACCAUAUUGGACCACUAGAUACAGCCAUUAUGCAUACAUCUGCAACUUUAAGCCAUUUCUAUACAUAUCAGCUAUAGGGAAAAAUCAGUUUUACAGAAUUACACCAAAAAAAUAAGUUUGUUAAUAAUUGUAUCUCUUAUUUGCCUCUAACAUUGCUCAGCGACGAUAACCACAAAAGAUAACCACAAACGAUAACAUGAUUCAGUUAGCUGAUAUAAUAAUAAAUUAAUCUCAUAUACACAACUCGAUAAAUGCACAAUAGGCAAUAUAGCCUAAACAAAUAUGAAAUAUAUUGCACUGCAAUAUAAUUAACGCUAUCCCUUAAAUGUAUAUAACAUUAUAAAACAUCGGCACUGCUCAGUGUUUUCCAUAUCUUCUCUAUAUUUAUCGAUUUACUGUAGAAUAGAUAUGAUAUUGGCGAUAGUGUCGUUUACACCUGUGCGCGCUCCCGUGCUUGUGAAAGUCUGUACAAAGGUGAACAAGGCCGAGAAUGUGGGUUACGCCGAGUCAAACGAUCGACCAAUCACAGGCCUCCUAACAGUCGCUCAAACCAUAGGGCGCGUCUGAUUGGUGGAAAUAUUGGCCACGGAACACAUCGGAACAGUUGUAAAAAAGCUCAGUGUGUACUGUGUACUAAACUCAUGUGCCGGUAACAGAAGUGUACGGACUCAUUCAGAUUCAGUAGGCGUUCAUCAUGCAGGCACACGAGCUGUGGAAGCAGGUGAGAAUCCCUGAUCUGACGGAGUUGAGAGAUUAUCUCCGCAGUCUGUCCACCAACACUCUCCUCGGCAUGGGCGCGUUUACAGCCGUCACAGCGUACUGGUAUGCCACGAGACCCAAAGCCCUCAAACCACCCUGUGACCUGCGAGUGCAGUCGGUAGAGCUGCCGGGUGGAGAGCUUGCGCGCCGGUCUGCGAUAAUAAAUGGUGAUGUGCUCUUGACUCAUUUCUACGACGACGCCAAGACGAUUUACGAGUGCUUUUACCGGGGUCUGAGAGUGUCGAGUUUUGGACCUCUAUUGUUCCACCCCAUGGGUCAUCUUCCCCCUCCUCCAAUGAGAUUGAGACCUCCAGGCCUCAUCCAUUACCCAUCCUAG